AUGGAAAAUAAUUUAGAAACUUAACAAGAAACCAAGCUUGCUCAAGAAAUACCUUUAUCAGAGAGCAAGCAUGUUGAAAAAGAGUAAAUGGAAUAAGGCCAGAAUAAUGAAUAGAAAGAAAAAGUAGAUAACAUAAACUUGAAUUAAGUAAACAGAAGUGAGAGUAUGAACACUCCAACUAAUAUUAAAAGCACAGAAAGCCCAUAUACUAGUAAUAAUAAGGCAAAAUAAGUUUAUACCCCAUAAUAUGGAAGUGGAGUUAAGAAAGCUUACCCUCAUUCAUCAUCAAAUUUUGCAGGUAAUGGAAGUAGGAAGUAUUUAUUGGACUCACCUAAUCGUAGUUCAACAUUUAAAAACUUGACUGAAGGUGAAAGAAUAUAAGGUAGCAAUAUUUUCUCUUAAAACUAAUUUAAUUUGGCUGGAGGCAACUCUUAAAUAUCAACCUAAUCUAAUUUUAUGUCUGCAUCAUCCCUUCGUUAUUCUGCCACCUCAAUCACCUUCCCUAAGGCAGAACGUUUUACCAUGCCUAAGCUAUCUCAUUCUGGCGUUCAAUACGAUCUUCCUACUCUUAAAGAUCAAAAAGCUACUUCUUUUGGCUAUGGCGAGAAGCGUCUUCUCCCACAAUAUCUGAUAAAAAAUGCAGAAGAAAACCCUUCACCAGCAAAAUAUUCCACCCAUCGCUCUUUAGGAUCACUCCCAACUGCUAAGACCUUUGGACUUGCUUACUCAUACUAUUCUAAAACUUAUAUUCCUAAAGUAACUAUAAAAGAACCUGAAGCUAGUAGAGAUAUUCCUGGAGUAGGUUAAUAUGAAGUAUCUGAGAAAUUUGCAUUAAAUAAAGCUAAAUAUUCAUUUUAUGGAAAAGGAAUUGUAUUCCAAGAUAUGUUCCCAAAAUGUUCUCCUCCUUGUAAUUAAUAUAGUCCAAAUGAAAAAUUGGUAAAAAGCAGCAGAUUCUCUGAUCCUUCUUUUGGAUAUGGUCAAAAGUAUGAUUUUACCAAAGUAACAAAAGUAACUCCUGGACCAGGUGCAUAUGUAAUGCCAUCUGCCUUUGAUAAAUACAAGAAUUAAAAACAUAGAAUAGUUUCCAAAUCUCAAACCCGUAUAAACCAAGCUUAACUCCAAUGA
This is a messenger RNA of Tetrahymena thermophila SB210, 1125 nucleotides long. RefSeq lists its product as hypothetical. The transcript has a single exon. The record is from RefSeq and is a predicted model, not a curated record. Lineage: Eukaryota; Ciliophora; Oligohymenophorea; Hymenostomatida; Tetrahymenidae.